Messenger RNA from Fusarium coffeatum, 2118 nucleotides. RefSeq lists its product as uncharacterized. Lineage: Eukaryota; Fungi; Ascomycota; Sordariomycetes; Hypocreales; Nectriaceae. Gene Ontology annotation, cellular component: GATOR1 complex. Gene Ontology annotation, biological process: positive regulation of autophagy; TORC1 signaling; cellular response to amino acid starvation. The transcript is spliced from 3 exons. The record is from RefSeq and is a predicted model, not a curated record. Bases 1 to 2118 code for a protein of 705 amino acids.
AUGGCCGUGCCGAGUGUUACCAGCGACAACUUCCUCGCUGUCGCCCUCGUAGUCAAUCGUUCGCGUGAUGGCCCAGCUUUCGUAUUUCAUUAUCCUGCACAAGUUGAGCCUCAUUCCAAGCCGGGCUCGGUUACUGGCAACGAGCUAGAAGACAUCCUUCUCGAACGUCUAUCGCAGCAGAGCUUCUCAGACGUCGCCGGCGAUGCGGCAGUUUCUAAACAGGGACGGAAUCCAGAUGAGCACUCGUUCACUGAGUCAGGCUCUCAGAUUGUGCCAUGGGAGCGUGUUGCAGGAUUUCCCGCCCGUGACCUUGCUGGUAUUCUCACGCCUGCUCGUCCGUAUCACAAACGGCUCUUCCAACUAUCACUAGAUCCACUGUAUUGUGUGUCAUAUCCCAUUCAUGUCCCUGAGAACGGAAGGUGGAAGAAACCUAAGAAGGCGUCUCGUGCCGAGAAGCGCUCUGCAUACAACGAUGAGUUGUUGGCACCGCACGAAACUGGUCCCGCGACUGCAGGAAAGGCAACUGAGCAGCCUGCCGACGAGAAGGACGGGAAGAAAGAGGAUGGCAAAGACAAGGACGAUGAGAAGCGCAGCUCCAUGACUAUGUUCAACCUUGUCUUUAUACUAAAUCCCAGCAGCAACGAAGUCAAGGAUGUUAUCGAGUCACUGUAUGACCACAUCAUAAAGAAAGUUAGUAAGGCUUUCAAAUACAGCCAGCAGCACAGCGAAUUUGUGUGGAAAGAGUCAAAACGGAUACUCGUUGCAAAAGAUAAAGCGCGCGAGGAGCGUAAACGGAUGAGUGUCCUGUGGAAAGAAAUACUACAAAGCUCAUCGCUGGCUGCGGCCAUGCAUGAUAUAUAUGAGGCCGUCUCGCAGAACAAGAUCGCAGCUCUGCACCUUGAUACUGCAGCUGGUGCCCUGACCCCUUCCGUUCAGAUCCCCGUGCCCUUCUACAUAGAUGACCUCCCGCAAGGCGAAGAGGGUACCCAACGUGGCCUGUGGUUAACAACGGCAAACACCUUUAUGAGCCAAGAUGCCUUAGAGGAACCUGGCUUUCUCGACCGUAACUUUGCCCUUUUAUUGACAGAUGACGAGAAGAAAAUCAUCUCUGAGCUUCAAGCCGAUCCGGAUCCCACUACAGCCUCUAUGGUCGAGUUUGUGCGUUUGUCAAAACCCACACAAUCAUUUUAUCAAGUUGGACAGAGCAACAUCCUAACCUUAGGCCAAGUUCGUAAAUAUGCUCAGCAUUUCAUAUUUUGGCGUCGUGCGAUCGCCAUUCCUCCUCUCCAUGCCAAGGACCAAUACAUCCUAUCUCCUAAUAGCGAUCUUUCCCGCCUCCCUCUCGACACUCUCGAAUGGCAGCGGGCAUUUCCCUUGGCACCGCCUCUCCCUAACUUCCUGGCUGAGCUGUCUCAGGCGCCUCGGCCAUAUAAGCAGUUCUCGCCUAGUAAAGCUCAUCGUCCCACCUAUCUUCUCAUGCUCGCCUGGCUCAUGCGACGUGGUUGGGUCACUCAACUAUGUACAUUUGCCUACGUUGUCGUCUGGCCCGAGAUCUUGUACGAGGUCGAGUAUGAAAUGGAGGCUGAGGAGCUUCGAGCUGCCGCAGAUUCGAAUAAAGACAAAGAUAUCAAGGAGGAGGAAGACCCUACGGCCACAUCGGUUCCCCGUACUUCCGAAUCUUCUGAAGGCCACUCUGGCACCGACGGCUCCCACGUUCCUACUGUGGCCGAGCAGGCUGCUGAAAAAGCCCGACUUGAGCGUAUCGCCUCUAAAGCUCAGCGCGACGCUGCAGAGAAGGCUACUGCGCACGCCAGAAAGCCCAUGCCUGUAGCGACCGCGCACCCCUCCGUUAACGACCACCCACACCUUCAAGGCCUGAUACCACAUAUCAUACUCGACGCCAAGAAAGCUACUGGAAAAGAAUCACGCUACUUGUCAGCUAUAGCGCGCCGUUUCAAUGACGAAAAGUUGACAAACAGUUGGCAGGUCAUGUGUAAGUAUUUCGAUGGACGUUGUGCGCUUGAACGCAUUGCUCUACAGGAGGAUAUGAAGCGGAAGCUUGUAUGGAAUACGUUGACAGCAAUGAGCGAGUAUCUCCUCUGCACUCGUCAUUGGUGA